AUGCCGUCUGACGAUGUGAAAGGUUGUACUGCAGGCGCUAUUGUUGUCGGCGGUUGUGGUGGCGAUAGGGAGGGAAAGAUGCUGUGCCGUCUUUAUAUGCCCAGGUCCGUCUCUCAGUCUCGAAAGAUGAAGAAGCCGCCGACGCGACGACGCGGCUAAGCUAGCGGGCCCCCGCUAAGCGCGUUUGCGCCAAGACAAGUAAUACCACAUACAUUGUGCCCUUGCGGAAACGUUCAAAAGCACUCACGCGCAAGGUAAGACUGAGGCAUGGUUCGAGCAAAUCAGUUUCACCGACACAUCACGGGGACUUCAGGGAAUCUGGAGUAACACAUAGAAAAAAAGAUAUAGCACAAAGUAAAACGAACCAGCCGGGGAUCCAACUACGCGCACCAAACGCCCCGCUAGCUCGGUGCAGCCACACGAGGGCCACGUCCAUUAACAAUAUUUCCGAAAUAGACAAAAGCAACAAAAAGCAAGAGGGGAAGCUGCGAUGCCGGCAUAGUCCGACAAGCUCUAAGAAACGCCAGGCCAUGGUGUGUAGAACUAUAAAUGGGGAAAUCCAGACAAGGAAUGAGUUUU
Molecule: messenger RNA, 579 nt
Organism: Periconia digitata
Lineage: Eukaryota; Fungi; Ascomycota; Dothideomycetes; Pleosporales; Periconiaceae
Source: the annotation of a GenBank genome assembly